UCUCCUCCCUCUCUCGCUCCUCCCUCUCUCCCUCCCCCUCUGUCUCUUCUCUCUCUCCCUCCCUCUCUAGACGGCCGAACACCACUCGAACCGCAAUGGCGCCUCCCCGCGGAGAUACUGCUGCGGCUGCUUCCGCCUCACUAGACCUGACCGGCGUGCACAUUCUCGAAGCUUCCAUGCCCCCUCCGCUUCCCGAAUGCGGCGGCAAUGCGGCUGAAAGGAAGGAGGAGGGUGAUAAGAAUAGGAAGAAGGAGAAGGCCGAGACACAGCGGAUCACCGGUUGGGGGCUCCGCGAGUACAGCAAGAUAGUUUGUGAGAAAGUUGAGGCCAAAGGGAGAACGACAUACAAUGAGGUCGCAGACGAAGUUUAUUCAGAGCUGAAGUCCAUGGCACAUAUUGGUCAAGGGUUUGAGGAGAAGAAUGUUAGGCGGAGAGUGUAUGAUGCUUUCAACGUUCUCAUUGCACUUCGUGUUAUUGCAAAAGAAAAAAAGGAGAUAAAAUGGAUGGGCCUUUCAAAUUACAGAUAUGAAACAAUAAAGAAGUUGGAGGAAGUUCGCAAAGAACUCAACAACAGGAUUAAGAACAAGAAGAAACUCCUCAAGGAAAUUGGAAAACAGUUUGAUGACCUCCAGAAUAUCAAGUUACGUAACCAGACACUGCAGAGCUCAGCAGAGAAUGCUAAUGGUAUCCAACUUCCAUUCUUAUUGGUCAAGACGUCUAGAAAAGCUAGUGUGGAAAUUGAGAUUUCAGAAGACUCAAAGUUUGCCCGUUUCGAGGUCACCGGUGCACCAUUCACGUUGCAUGACGAUUUGUCAAUACUUGAAGGGAUGAGGCAUAACAGCAUAGCAAGAGCUGACCUCGGCACCCUUCAUUAGAGACUCGAGCUUGUGAUAGAGCAAUUGAAGUGUCAGAACUGGCAUAACCAAUUUCUCUUGCAUAGUUAGAUAUAGCUAUCUUUACUAUGAAAACUUGACCUAGUUUAUAGGCCAAUCUCUCAGGCUUGAGAAGAUUUUAACCUGCAAAUUUUGUCUCCUUUUUGGUCUAGCAGGUUAUUAGGUCUAAGAUAGAUGAUUCUUAUCAUAUAUGCUGCUAUGUAUAAACUUGAGAACAGCUUUAAUUCCGAAGCCUGCACACAAGCUUCGUUGAUUAUCAUUGAUGAUCAAUUUGUCCUGA
Brachypodium distachyon (stiff brome) is the source of this 1173-nucleotide messenger RNA. Its product is annotated as transcription factor-like protein DPB. The coding region runs from base 96 to 875 and encodes 259 amino acids. NCBI's taxonomy places the organism in Eukaryota, Viridiplantae, Streptophyta, Magnoliopsida, Poales, Poaceae. Gene Ontology annotation, molecular function: DNA-binding transcription factor activity, RNA polymerase II-specific; RNA polymerase II transcription regulatory region sequence-specific DNA binding. The record is from RefSeq and is a predicted model, not a curated record. The transcript has 9 exons. Gene Ontology annotation, cellular component: nucleus; transcription regulator complex. Gene Ontology annotation, biological process: regulation of cell cycle; regulation of transcription by RNA polymerase II.